Messenger RNA from Monomorium pharaonis (pharaoh ant), 2068 nucleotides. Its product is annotated as gustatory receptor 68a-like. The transcript is spliced from 6 exons. Gene Ontology annotation, biological process: sensory perception of taste. NCBI's taxonomy places the organism in Eukaryota, Metazoa, Arthropoda, Insecta, Hymenoptera, Formicidae. Gene Ontology annotation, cellular component: axon; membrane; neuronal cell body. The coding region runs from base 1445 to 1969 and encodes 174 amino acids. The record is from RefSeq and is a predicted model, not a curated record.
AUAGAAUUUAUAAGAAAUAAUUACAACGAAGUAUCGAGACAGAGAUGAUUUUAAAUUAUAAUUAUUUACUGCACCUAUUAAAUAUGCUUCUAAGUAGCAAAAUAAAGCAAUUAGAUUAACCAAAUCAAGUAAUCGAAAACAUCAUAUCCUACUGAUAUAAAAUUGAUGUUUAAUAGUGAAAUAGCGUGACCUACAUAAGCUGCUGGUAUCAAAUCAACACGCGAGAUCGUUCGUUAACUGUUAAUUACUUGCCAUGUGUAAUGUUCAUUAAAGAUAAAACGCUAGACAAGUAUUCAGAUCAAACAUUUUAAUUCUUACAAACGUGGAGUAGAUAAAAGACGUCUUUUUUUCACACUUUAAAACAAUUUGGUGACGCUCGCAAUUGCAGUAGGUGACAUUGAGUUAUCAAAAACUUAUUUUAUAAUUUAUCAAAAUUAAAAAAUAUUUCUGCAUAUAAUAUUUUAAAAUCCAACACAUAUUUAUUUACAAUAAGUUAAUUUAGUACAACUUAGCACAAAUAUGUACUUAUUUUUCAUAGGUUGAUAAUAAAUGGUUUAAAAAGAUGUCGAGUAUAAAAAGUUUGAAGCAAGCUUUUAUGCCUAUCAUAUGGCUCAACUGUAUAUUUUGCAUGGGAGUAUUUGAAAUACCAAUAAAUCGUCCACGAUUUUUUCUAAGUGUUUUUUAUGUUAUCAUUAUGCUGAUAGGAUAUUUCAUUCUGUUUUACCAAGGAAUGUUCAUCUUCCAGAAAAUUUCCUAUGACUUUUCGACGUUUGAUUUGAUUGUCAAUGCAAUUAACAUCUUUGUUGCAGUCUUGGCUAUAAUUUUGUUUUGGAGGAAAUCACAGGCUAUAAAUAGUAUAAUAAAGAAAAGUAGUAUAGUGGACAAUACUUUGGAGGUAUUGGGAAUAAAAAAAAAGUACGAGAAAACCUAUCACAAUAUUUUGUUUCAUAUGGUUAUUUGGAUAGUAAGCAUAAUAAUAAUGUGGACCACGUUUAUGCUAUUGGGAUGUUACAAUAUUGGUUAUGGAUACUGGUUUUCUCUUUACCGAACCAUAUGCUUUUGUUUUCCGGUUAUAAUAAAUUCUGUAGUAGACCUCACUUUCGCCUCAUUUGUCAGGCAAGUAAUAUAUUUAAAAAAAAAAAAAAAAAAUACUCAAAUAAUAUCUCGUAAAAAGAUUGCCCAAAGAAUUGAAAUUGUUAAAAUUUUUUUGAAUCCUAAAAUAUUUAUCAGAGUAAUGUCUCUUUAAAAAUUGUUUAUAAUGGACAAAUAAACGUAUAAUGCCUAUGUUUAUGUACUCAAAUACUGAUUUAAUUUAAAAUGCGGCAGAUGUGUUCGUCAAAAAUUUCAAAAGACAAACAAUUUAAUUAAAAAAAUAGUACUCUGCGUAAAUGAAUUAAAUGACAAAAUUGUUAAUCAACACUAUGAUACAUCUGUUGCACUUAUCAUGGCAGAUUAUAAAAACUACAAAAAUAAGAUAACACAUGACGUUCAGACUCUAAGACAUGUUCAUUUGGAAAUUACAAAAAUAGCACGACAAAUUAAUUGUGUUUAUUCUGUGCAACUUCUACUAGAAUUGGUAGUCCAUUUUACGAUCGUAACAUCGACUGUUUAUUAUCUGUAUUACAUAUUUUUUGGCAAUUUACGCAUAAUUAUCGACGAUAAAAAUAUUAUUGGGAUGGCAUUAUGGGCAGGCAUUUAUUCAAUUAAAAUUAUAUUAGUAAAUUGGCUUUGCACGAGUGUGUCAACCGAGGCAUAUAAAACGGGUGAAAUUAUACAAUCUUUUAAGGGAUCUGUUAUUGAUGAAAAUUUGAAAGAAGAAAUUCAUCAGUUUACACAACAAAUAAUUCUUCAGUCAUUAAAUUUCACCGCUUUUGGUUUCUUUUCAAUUAAUAAUUCCCUCACUGGCAAGUUUUUUGCCACAGUCACAACGUACAUUGUUAUUCUAAUACAAAUGAACGUACAUGUGUAAAACACGUAACAUGAGAAAUUAAACACUAUAGAUAAAUGUUUUUUUAUUAAUACACGGAGAGAAUUUUCUCUUAGCAUUCAUCCUCAAAAUCUGAUAAUU